UCUGACCUCUACUUCGGAGACUGACAACUUGAAGACGAAGCCACUCCAAUAUGACAGCAAUUGAAAUAUGUAACUCAAGCAGUGGCCCAGCUGUGAUACCAUGUAGGACAAAGCUUGCGCGUUUCUGCCAGCAGACGCGGGGUUCCAAACCAAUGGUGGGGCAACCUCCCAAGUGUAUGAACCUUACGUCUCUUCCUGCGACGACAUCUCAAGAAAGAGCUUAAGCAUACUCAAAUACACAGUAGGCCUUCUAUCUUGCGACAUUCACGUCCUCGUUGCGCCGUUCAUCUUGCAUCGUCAACAUGGAUUUCAACUCGUCAGAUCCCUCUCCCGAGGGCGUCAUAUCCUUCUUGGAUACAGACUUGUACAAGCUCACGAUGCAAUGCGCUGUUUUCAAAUACUACCGUGAUGUACCUGUUACGUAUGCUUUCACAAACCGCACCCCCGAGAAGAGAUUCUCAAGAAAGGCUUUCACAUGGCUCAGCGAUCAGAUCAGCAAGCUCGGUAACAUCUCGCUAUCCGAUGAAGAAUACCACUUCCUACAGACGAAAUGUGUCGACGGGAACGGCAAACCAUACCUUAAUCCGGCCUACCUUGAGUUUCUGAAAGACUUCCGUCUCUCCCCACGGGAGCAAGUCGUGGCUACCUGGGAAGCUGUCGGCAAGGACACUGGAGCCGAUAGUGACCUUGGUUCCACCGACAUACAGAUUCGCGGCAGAUGGGUCGACACAAUCCUUUACGAGAUCCCUAUACUGGCCCUCGCAUCCGAGGCUUAUUUCCGUUUCAUGGACACGGAUUGGAACUACGAAAAUCAAUUCGAUAAUGCCAAAGAAAAGGGUGUCAAUCUGCUCCAAGCUGGCUGCAAAAUCUCAGAGUUUGGCACACGCAGAAGAAGAGACUAUCAUACGCAAUACCUGGUUAUCAAGGGCUUGAAGGAUGCUGUGGACCAGGGCGUCAAGGAGGCCACAGCCAAGGGGGACGGUAGCAAGGCCAAGGAGGGCACUGACAAAAAUGGUUGGACAGGCAAGUUCUUGGGGACUAGUAAUGUGCACCUUGCCAUGCGGCUCGACCUUGCACCCAUAGGCACAGUUGCACAUGAAUGGUUCAUGGGAAUUGCUGCUAUCACGAAUGACUAUGAGGGAGCAUCGGAGGAAGCUCUAAAAAGAUGGAUCGGGUGUUUUGGCGAAGGUGUCCUGGGCAUCGCCUUGACAGAUACAUUCGGUACACCCGCAUUCCUGAAAGCAUUCGCAAAACCUGUCAAGUAUCUCCCAGAUACGCCGAAUAUCCCACCUGCAUCCGAGGGCACAGUGCCAAACAAGACUUAUGCCGAUGUCUUCCAAGGCGUUCGCCAGGACUCAGGUGACCCAGCGACGUUCGUCGGGCUGAUGCGCGAAUUUUAUGACGGUGCUGGGAUCAAGGACGAGAAGACCAUCGUAUUUUCUGACUCAUUGAACAACGAAAACUGUCUUGAGUACAAGAAGGUGUCCGAGGAUGCCGGAUUCCAGACUACAUUCGGUAUUGGGACGUUCUUUUCCAAUGAUUUCAAGUCGUUGACCACAGGACAAAAGUCAACCCCCCUGAACAUCGUCAUCAAGUUGAGCUCGGCUGGUGGAAACCCUGCCAUCAAGAUCAGCGACAACGUUGGCAAGAAUACAGGGGACAAGGCCAAGGUUGUGGAAGUCAAGAAGCAACUGGGCUAUAUUGAAAAGAAUUGGAAGGAGGGAGACGAAACUGCGAGGUGGGGGAAUUAGAGUCUAGAUAGGUGCCUUCUUGGUAGUUUACGUUGGCGUUACUAGCUUAUUAUGAUGACUCGACAGGAUACCUCAUAGAAGGGCUGGGCUACUGGUUUGUUGUUCUAGUCUUGUAUUCGAUGUCCUGGAACUUGCCUAGAAGCUUAUGAUAUGAAAGACAUUAGCACAUAAAUCCGGAGCCUCUCUCGGCGAGCAGAAUCACUGUGUCCUUUCAGGCAGUUUCUCAUGCGGAACAUGGGUAGAUGUGGGCAAUACAGGCGAGAGAGCUAUAUUGGCAAUAAUAAUGAUGAGACUUACUCCCGGGAGUUUGUAGCAACAAGAGGGCUACCUACGGGCCACUGGUCCAAUUACUGCACCUAGCACAUAGCCGAUGUGCCUGGGGCACGCAAUAGUAGCAUUCUGUUGCAAGUUGUAGAUAUCGAGGAUUGGUAAACAUCAUACCGC
This is a messenger RNA of Pseudomassariella vexata, 2195 nucleotides long. Its product is annotated as Quinolinate phosphoribosyl transferase. The record is from RefSeq and is a predicted model, not a curated record. The transcript has 3 exons. Gene Ontology annotation, molecular function: nicotinate phosphoribosyltransferase activity. Gene Ontology annotation, biological process: NAD+ biosynthetic process. The coding region runs from base 303 to 1751 and encodes 482 amino acids. NCBI's taxonomy places the organism in Eukaryota, Fungi, Ascomycota, Sordariomycetes, Amphisphaeriales, Pseudomassariaceae.